Molecule: messenger RNA, 3253 nt
Organism: Physella acuta
Lineage: Eukaryota; Metazoa; Mollusca; Gastropoda; Physidae
Product: fibrillin-3-like
Molecular function (GO): calcium ion binding
Source: RefSeq, a predicted model, not a curated record
AUGUAUGGGUUAAACUGUGCCGCACAAUGUGAAUGUAAGGGCCAUGCUGUACGAUGUGACAGUAUCAAGGGCUGUAUCUGCAAAGACAAUUGGAAGGGAACAAACUGUGACAUUGAUGUUGAUGAGUGUGUAGAAACUCCAAACAUUUGUCCAUCAGAUCAUUACUGUAAAAAUACUAAGGGAUCCUACACAUGUGACUGUCCUAUAGGAUUUGAAGAUAUCAAUGGGACUUGCAUCAACAUUGAUGAAUGCAACAGUAUUCUGCUAAAUAAUUGCUCCCAAAACUGCAUUGAUGCACCAGGCUCUUUCAUUUGUGAAUGCUUCAGUGGUUUUACAAAACUUUCUAAUGGGACUUGCUUAGAUAUAGAUGAAUGUAAUAAUGGCCAAUCUGGCUGUGAGCAGAUCUGUUUGAAUGUUCCAGGGAGUAGCUACUGUGGUUGUUAUCCUGGUUAUAGAUUAAAGGAUGACAGAAAGACAUGUGAAAAAGAUGCUGUGGAUCCUUGUUUCAAUUUUUACCUUAACUGCAGCCAAGGCUGUACAGAUGUAAAUGGAACACCUCAAUGUUUCUGUCAUACUGGCUUCACUCUUAGCACUAAUAACUUUGAUUGCAUUGAUGUAAAUGAAUGCAAAUCAGAAAAUAACAAGUGUGAUGGAAACUGUGUCAAUACUAUGGGCUCCUACAACUGCUCAUGCCCUGUAGGCUAUAAACUGCAAAAUGAUAAAUUAAGCUGUCGAGCAUGUGAUGCUUAUCAUUGGGGAGAUAACUGUGCAACUACAUGUAACUGUAGUAUACUAGGCACAUCAAGUUGUGAUGCUGAAAUUGGAUGUCAGUGUAAAACAGGCUGGGCUGGGACAUGGUGUGAGAUUGAUCAAGAUGAAUGUUCUAGUGAAACCUUUCCUUGUCUGCCAUUGUCUUCAUGUAUUAACACACCUGGAUCAUUUGAAUGUCAGUGUAAAGAAGGAUAUAUUGACUUAACUAACCAUACAUGUACAGAAUGUUAUUAUGGAACUAACGGAUACAGUUGUAAUCAAAAUUGCUCAUGUAAUGUAACAAAGGGUAUUUGCUUUGCUGAGAAUGGAACAUGUGAGUGUUUAAAGGGAUGGAAUGACACAGGCUGUAAUACUGAUAUAAAUGAAUGUAGCUAUGAAAUCAAUCCAUGCCAGAACAAUUCAAUCUGUGUUAACACAUUAGGAUCAUAUAGAUGUGUCUGUGAUAAAGGCUUCUUUAAAUCAAACCAUGGUUGCACUCCUUGUAGUAAAAUGAAAUUUGGUCAAGACUGCAGUGAAAAGUGUAAUUGUGUUCAGCUUCACACUGAGAAAUGCAAUAAUAUCAAUGGAUCUUGUACAUGUAAGCCAGGCUGGACUGGAGUUCAUUGUGAGACAGAUAUUGAUGAAUGUUCAAACACUAGCUACUGCCCAGAUGCUCAUGACCAUUGUUUUAAUAUAAAUGGAUCAGCAGAAUGUAGAUGUGAUGAAGGAUAUGGAAAAUCAAUUGGCCCACUUUGUGAAGAUAUAGAUGAGUGCGUUGAUCCAUUUUACCAGUGUGACUUGAAGACUACAACAUGUAACAAUGCAGAAGGAUCAUAUGAAUGUAUUUGUAAACAUGGACAUUUAACAAAAACAAAUGACAAAUUUGCUUGUACAGUGAACUACAUUUCAUUCCCUUUGACUGUUCAACUUCAGUACCCCAAAGAGAAAAUAAACCCGUUCUUGUUUAUUUCAACGACGAUAGAAUCAAAAGCAUUAUCAAGUAAAAUUGCAGAUAGUUUAACUAAAUUUGGUAAAGAAAAACUUGGUCAAGCUAUUUUGCCUUUCAUUAUAAAUAAACUUGUAAAUGGAUCCGUUAUUGCCUAUACAGAACUACAGGUUGAUCAAUUGUAUAGUAACAGUGACUCAGACCCUGCUUCAACGUUUGCUUAUGAACUAAACAAAGCAGGAAAUUUGACUAUUGGUUCUGAAGUAAUUGAAGUACUGGAUGUUUCUGUGUGUAACACUUCAUUGAAAACGAUACCAAGUUCAUGUGAGGUGCACUAUGUCUUGAAGAACUGUUCAUCAAGUCCAUCAUACAAAGAGAACACUGUAGCAUCUUGUAAAAUCAUAGAUGCUGAAAACAAUACUGCUUUAAAAAUUGGAUUGUCUGUUGGACUUAGCCUGCUGGUCAUCAUCACAAUAGCUAUUGUGGUGCUUGUUAUCUUGCGCUGCAGAAAUAGAAGACAAAGACAGGAUAAAGAGGAAUAUAUUGAAAUUAAUCCACAGCUACCAUCCCCAUUACCAGAUGAUACUUUUUACAAAACAACUGAGGAGAAACAUGCUUACAAUACACUUGAGAUGCAAGAUACAGAUCCUGAUGUACAUUAUCAAAUGAUACCAACCACAUCAGAGGAACAAGGAACUAAUUUACCUGACCAAAACACUGAUAUUAAUACAUAUUAUGAAAUAGUGAAAGAUGCAGACAAUAAGACAGCGGCAUUUAGAGAAAUGGCUACUUGUUCAAACAAUGACAUUACUCCCAACAUUCCACUAAGAGAGAAGUCUAAUAAUAAACCAGCUGAAGAUUCAAAAAUAACUAACAGUACAUACAAUGAAAUACAGAAUAAUCAAAAUAGUUUAAUUGUUAUUAAUUCAGAUAUAACCAAUAGUACAUACAAUGAAAUACAGAAUAAUCAAAAUAGUGUAAAUGAUAUGAAUGCAGAAAUAGACAACACUCCAUACAAUGAAAUCCCCAUCAAUCAAGACCAUGAAGUUGUCAACAGCCUAGAAGAGGAUAACAGUCCUUAUAAUGAAAUUAAUCCUGACGAAGAUAGAGGUCACAAUCCAUACCAUCAAUUAAAUGAAUCUGGAACAAAUGACUUGGACAAGGAACAUGUUUAUGAAAAGAUCCAUAAGUGAACAGUUGAAUCUAAUCUAGGCUUAACCACAUUAGUAAUCAUUAGUAUGAUAUAAUAAACAAUAUUUGUUUGUAAAUCAUGUUCCCUUUUUCAUUCAUACAUUAAAAUUUACAUGGAGAUUGUUUCCAAUACCACUAUGUGAAUAUGUUACCAGAAUGUAUAAAACCCCAGCAUGUAUAAAAUAUCUUGGCAAUUUAGCAAUUCCUGUUGUUCUUUGAAUCACAGAAUGAAAGUCCCUGAUUUUCAUAAGAUGGGCGAGUCAUAGUCUUUCAAUCCAGUGGUCAGUUUUCUAAUUUCAUGCCUGGCUUAGCUCUUUCAAGCAUAAUUAUAUUCUACACUUUGCCUGUGGUCGUUUAGGUAAAUGU